Messenger RNA from Penicillium lagena, 906 nucleotides. RefSeq names its product ferric reductase-like transmembrane domain-containing protein. The transcript has 2 exons. The record is from RefSeq and is a predicted model, not a curated record. The coding region runs from base 1 to 906 and encodes 301 amino acids. Lineage: Eukaryota; Fungi; Ascomycota; Eurotiomycetes; Eurotiales; Aspergillaceae.
AUGUCAUCCCCCUGGCCAUGGCAUUUCGUGUCCCUAUCCGAAGACGAGAUACUGCGCCGCCGCGACUUGCUUGACUUACGCGGCUCCUAUGCGCAGUGGUCCAUACUUGCGGCGAUCAUCGUCAUCCGCAUCUACCGAUUCUCAAGCACCGCGUCAGCACCCACGCUCAAACCGCGCCGCGGACCGACCUCCUGGUUGGAUCUCCCUCUUGUCUCUGGGUCCAUCGAAACCCGAAGACAAUAUCUCAUCUGCGGCACGUGGCUUGUGUGGCUUCUUAGUCUUUCGGUGUGGAAUAGCGGGGAUGAGCGAACACAAUCUAACAAGAAUAUGCCAGACUAUCUCCAUCUGACAAAAGCAAUGGCCCACAUCGCCCUCUCCCAGAUCCCGCUGCAAGUCCUCAUGUCGCCAGCAGCAUACAUCUCAUCCACAAAACCAUCCGCCGCAUCCAUGGUUUCGGUCUUGACUUCACUCCCGCAGUCAACGCUAACGCCGUACCACCGUCUCUUUGGGCGGGUGGUCAUUUCUGCUCUUCUGUUGGGGCAUGCAAUCCUCUACCUAUCGUUCUUCGUGCAGUCUAGUCACCCCGAAUUUGGGUCCCUGCUCUUGAAACGAGUGCGUGAUUCCGAUGUGCAGUGUGGACUUGUCGCUAUUUCAAUGGUGGUGUCGAUUUUAUUGUAUGUGCGCCCCCGUGCUGCUGUGUCCAAGGGGGCACUCUCGUCGUCAUCGCCGUUGGGUUCGAUGCAAGACCGGAGGCGGUCUUUUUAUGCUGGCCAUGUGUUGUUGGUGCUGGGGCUGUGUCUGGCUGCUUACUUCCAUGUGGCAUACGCGCAGUUUUAUAUGUUGCAGGCUCUGGGCGCUUUUGUGGUUAAUGGGGUGUGUUCGUGGGUAAUGGUACAACGAAGUUGA